AUGAAGCGGAAAGUCACUCCUUUGCAAGCACGUUUAGAUAGCUUGGCUGAGGGAAUCUCAAGAUACGGUUUCUUGGCCGCGCUUGUGCUUUUCGUGGUUUUGCUUAUCCGUUUUGGUAUCAACUUGCGUCCUGGUGGUCUGUUGUCGCAUGAGACAGGUGCCGAGAAGGGUAAAAAGUUCGUCGACAUUCUUAUUGUUGCCGUUACUAUCGUUGUCGUUGCUGUUCCAGAAGGUUUGCCUUUAGCAGUGACGUUGGCACUUGCGUUUGCGACAACCAGGAUGGCACAGAAUGGUAACUUGGUCCGUGUCUUGCGCUCAUGUGAAACUAUGGGUGGCGCUACUGCCGUCUGUUCCGACAAGACAGGUACCUUGACCGAAAAUGUCAUGCGCAUUGUCCGUGGGUUCGUUUCGCCUCAACUUCUUUUCAACGAUCAGGUCGAUGCAGUUGACACUCCAAAACUGACACAAUUUGUCGAAGAACUCCCAGAAGAUUUGCGUGUGUACAUCACCUCCAAUAUCGUCCUCAACUCGACGGCAUUUGAAAACCCAGACUAUGACGCAGCUCAAGCGGCACGCGCACGCCAAAAGCCACAGCAACGCCUGUUGAUCUACCAUUUGCUUCACAAUGACCAAGAGAAGAGACAAAAGGAACAACAGCAGUUAGGUGUUGUUUCUGAACCUUACUUAGGUAACAAGACUGAAAGUGCAUUGUUGCUUUUGGCACAAAAUCAAUUUGGUCAAUUCGAUAAGGAAACUUUGGCCACCCAACGUGCACGGGGCAAUGAAGAAAUUGUCCAAGUUAUUCCAUUCGAGAGUUCGCGGAAAUGGGCUGGUAUUGUCAUGCGUAUUGAAGGUGGCUUUCGUCUUUAUGUUAAGGGCGCUGCGGAAAUUGUGUCUAAGAAUUGUGGGUUCCACAUUCAAGAUGGUAAAGUGGAACGUUUGGACCGCUCAUCGCGUGACGCUGUUCUCAACAAAAUCGACGAAUAUGCCAACGACGCUUUGCGUGCCAUCAUGUUGGCACAUCGUGACUUUGCUGGUGAGUCCAGCUGGCCACCUUCAUCUCUUGCAGACCCAAAGAAUCCAGCUCAGGCAAAACCAGAACUUCUCGUGGAUGUUGCAGCGAGCUUCCCUGCGGGUGGCGCUGCCCUCACUAUGGACUUUCUUGUCGGUAUCCAGGACCCUUUGAAGGAAGGUGUUCCCGAGGCCGUUGCGCAAUGUAAAAUGGCUGGUGUGACUGUCCGUAUGGUUACAGGAGAUAACUUGGUUACUGCGAAGGCUAUUUCGCGUGGAUGUAACAUUCUCACACCAGAAGACCUGUCACAUGUGCACGCAUGUAUGGAAGGUCCAGCAUUCCGGGCAUUGAGUGACGAAGAGCGUAGAGCCAUUGUGCCUGAGCUUCGUGUGUUGGCACGGUCGCUGCCUGAAGACAAGAGGAUUUUGGUGCAAACUCUUCGUGCCGCAGGAGAGGUUGUUGCUGUGACUGGAGAUGGUACAAACGAUGCUCCGGCGUUGAAGUUGGCUGAUGUUGGUUUUUCUAUGGGUAUCAGUGGUACAGAAGUUGCACGUGAAGCCUCUGAUAUCAUUUUGAUGACAGAUGAUUUUACUGACAUUGUUCAGGCCAUCAAGUGGGGUCGUACAGUUGCUGAAUCCAUCAAAAAGUUUAUUCAGUUCCAGUUGACUGUCAACAUCACUGCAUGUGUGUUGACUUUUGUUUCUGCUGUGGCUUCGUCCAGUGGACACUCUGUGUUGACUGCAGUGCAGCUCUUGUGGGUCAAUUUGAUUAUGGACACACUUGCUGCGUUGGCAUUAGCUACAGACAAGCCUGAUGACGCAUUGUUGAACCGGAAGCCAGCCGGCCGCACAGCGCCAUUGAUCUCUGUCUCGAUGUGGAAAAUGAUUCUUGGACAGCUGAUGAACCAAUUGAUCAUCACCUUUGUGUUGCACUUUGCCGGUCACCAGAUUUUCUUUGGUGGACGCGCCAUCUCAAACCACGAGAACAAGCAAUUGGAUGCUAUGACCUUCAACACAUUUGUGUGGUUGCAGUUCUGGAAGUUAUUUGUCACUAGAAAGUUGGACGAAUGUGCCGACGUGCGCACGAUCCGUGGCAGAAUCAAUGCGGAGAACUUGAACUUUUUCGCCCACUUGUUCCGUAACUGGUACUUUGUGGUUAUUGCCUUACUUAUUGGCUCGAUGCAAGUUUUGAUCAUGUUUGUUGGUGGUGCUGCGUUCACCGUGGCGCGUCAAACCCCUGCCAUGUGGGCCACCGCCAUUAUUGGUGGCACCUUAUCGCUUCCUGUGGGUGCGCUCAUCCGUAUAGUGCCUAACCAUUGGGCCGUGCGGAUUUUCCCUACGCGGGCAUUUAACACAUUCAUCUACUUUGCGGGCUUCCACUUCUUGAGCAAGAAGAACCGGGCGGCACGCGCCGAACGAGACCUAGAAAAGGCGCUGGAGCCCGAGUCCGAGACGGAAACCAACGAGAGCGCCGCGAAGGAGAUAAAGUAA
This is a messenger RNA of Clavispora lusitaniae ATCC 42720, 2502 nucleotides long. RefSeq names its product calcium-transporting ATPase (gene PMC1). Gene Ontology annotation, biological process: intracellular calcium ion homeostasis. Gene Ontology annotation, molecular function: P-type calcium transporter activity; ATP hydrolysis activity; ATP binding. Lineage: Eukaryota; Fungi; Ascomycota; Pichiomycetes; Serinales; Metschnikowiaceae. The record is from RefSeq and is a predicted model, not a curated record. Gene Ontology annotation, cellular component: plasma membrane; intracellular membrane-bounded organelle.